UGGCCUCAGUGCCCCCAGACAAAGCCGGGCUAGCGGUGAUGGGGGAUUGGGGGAGUUGGUUAGGGGUAGUGGCCGGGGACCCCAGAGCCACCCUCUGGGAGGUCGGGGGUGAGGCCGGGCUCUGAGGCCUCCGGCAGCCAUGGAGCACCCAGGGCCUGGGGCUGGCAGGGCUGGGGGACAACGCAGGAAGUGGGAGACCAGCCAGUUCCAGCCGCUCCACAGGUAAGUGGCACCUGGGGUAAAAUGAUGACCAGGCACUGGUGCCUGCUUUCCUCUCCCUCCUGGGGGCCCUGGGCGGGGGGGAAAGGGACGCUCAGACUGGCACGGAAGAUCUCUCACACACUUGGCCACAUGUUGACUGCAUUAUUUCAGGGCCACCUGGGCCAUUCCCUGCCUCCAGGAAGGAUCUGCCGGAGCCUGGAAGGAGAAAGGAUCUUCCCAGCGCUUCAGGACCCGGGUAGCACCUCCCUGCUGGGGACUGUCCAUGUGGCCUUCUUGCUGGCAAUUCCACAGGGUGAAGUAACCAUGCAGGCUUUUCUAAAAGGCACAUCUGUCGGUACUAAACCACCACUGAAGGAUCGAGUAGCUGCCACAGCUGGAAGCAGUGGAGAGAACAAGAAAGCCAAACCUGUUCCGUGGGUGGAAAAAUAUCGCCCAAAAUGUGUGGAUGAAGUCGCUUUCCAGGAAGAAGUGGUUGCAGUACUGAAAAAGUCUUUAGAAGGAGCUGAUCUCCCUAAUCUCUUGUUUUAUGGGCCACCUGGAACUGGAAAAACAUCCACUAUUCUGGCAGCAGCUAGAGAGCUUUUUGGGCCUGAGUUGUUUCGAUUGAGAGUUCUUGAAUUAAAUGCAUCUGAUGAACGUGGAAUACAGGUUGUUAGAGAAAAAGUGAAGAAUUUUGCUCAAUUAACUGUGUCAGGAAGUCGUUCAGAUGGGAAGCCAUGUCCACCUUUUAAGAUUGUGAUUCUGGAUGAAGCAGAUUCUAUGACCUCGGCUGCUCAGGCAGCUUUACGACGUACUAUGGAGAAGGAGUCUAAAACCACCCGAUUCUGUCUCAUCUGUAAUUAUGUCAGUCGAAUAAUUGAACCUCUGACCUCUAGAUGUUCUAAAUUCCGCUUCAAACCACUGUCAGAUAAAAUUCAACAGCAGCGAUUACUAGACAUUGCUGAUAAAGAACAUGUCAAAAUUAGCAAUGAGGGAAUAGCUUAUCUUGUUAAAGUGUCAGAAGGAGACUUAAGAAAAGCUAUUACAUUUCUUCAAAGUGCUACUCGAUUAACAGGUGGAAAGGAGAUCACAGAGAAGGUGAUCACAGACAUUGCUGGGGUAAUACCAGCUGAGACCAUCGAUGGACUAUUUGCUGCAUGUCAGAGUGGCUCUUUUGACAAACUAGAACGUGUGGUAAAAAAUUUAAUAGAUGAGGGCCAUGCAGCCACUCAGCUUGUAAAUCAACUUCACGAUGUGGUUGUAGAAAACGAUAACCUUUCCGACAAACAGAAAUCCAUCAUCACAGAAAAACUUGCUGAAGUAGACAAGUGCUUAGCGGAUGGUGCUGACGAACAUCUACAACUGAUCAGCCUCUGUGCUACUGUGAUGCAGCAGUUAACUCAGAAUUGCUGAGAUGUUCGUAAGAUGUUUAAAACUUAAAUAAAAUAACCAAAACACCUUUAAA
Acinonyx jubatus (cheetah) is the source of this 1666-nucleotide messenger RNA. RefSeq names its product replication factor C subunit 4 (gene RFC4). Lineage: Eukaryota; Metazoa; Chordata; Mammalia; Carnivora; Felidae. Gene Ontology annotation, cellular component: nucleus; DNA replication factor C complex. The record is from RefSeq and is a predicted model, not a curated record. The transcript is spliced from 11 exons. Gene Ontology annotation, molecular function: ATP binding; ATP hydrolysis activity; DNA clamp loader activity. Bases 244 to 1614 code for a protein of 456 amino acids. Gene Ontology annotation, biological process: DNA repair; DNA-templated DNA replication.